This is a messenger RNA of Paramecium primaurelia, 3619 nucleotides long. The record is from the annotation of a GenBank genome assembly. Lineage: Eukaryota; Ciliophora; Oligohymenophorea; Peniculida; Parameciidae.
AAUGGCAGAAGCUACACCUGAAAUCACAUUAUAGAUAUAUGCCUAAGCACUUGAAAAUUUGGAGAAAGCAUAUGACAUCUUGCAUACUCCUUAUUCCAAUUUUAUGGUUGAGAGCACAAAAAUCUUAGUAUCUCCUGAUUAUCCAGUUGAAAUAAGAAUCAAUAUUGGAAUAUUGUUUAGGAAUAUUUUGAUCGAAUAAUGGGAGUUGAUAUAACCAUCUCGUAAAAUAAUACGUGAACUUCUUUUAAAUGGGUUAGUUAUGAAUGUCUCUAACAUGCCUAUCAUAGAAUUGAUUGUAAUCAAUAAUUAAUACUUAUAAGUCAUCAAUAAUAGUAUCCAUAAUAGUAUUAGAUCCAAGUCAUAUAUGGCCAAGUCCAUUGAUGGAGCUGUUAAAUUGGAUGGACGAUAUGAAUGCAGUUGAAUCUAGUUUAGAACUGUUCUUAUAAUUGUUUGGUAAAUUGAGUGAGACAAAUGGAGAGCAUUAGAAUUUAUUAAAAGAGAUUGUGCCUUUUGUACUUGAGAAGGGAUUUGGAAUAUUUGCAUAGCCAGAAUUAAAUGAGAUGUUAAGAGAGAAAAUAUUAUUAAUGGUGUAUUUGGUAUUAAGAUCAAUAUCAUUUGCUGAUGGAACUGAUAAUUCUUUAAUAAAUAAAUGUUUAGAUAAUACAUUCUAAAUAUGGAUGGUAUCAUAUAUAUAUUUAUAUAAAUAUAGUCAUUAUUUUUAUCAGCCUUAUAAACAUCACCAAAAUCACAUAUUUUUAUUAAGAAAUUAGUUUUGAAAAUUCUAAUAAUAAUUUUUAGAGAUUUUGGAGUUUAUAGUAGAAAAUCACUGGCUCUGUCUUUAAUUCCAAUUUGGAAAUUUUUCAAUUCCAUAACACAAUUAUGCAUUGGACAUAUAGUAUAUUAGAUAGAUGUAGAACAUAUUGAUUCAUUAUUUAUGGAAGAAGCAAAAGAAUUGCCAUUUAGUAGUUAAAGAAUAAUAAAUUUAAGAAAUGGUAUAUUUACAAAUAAUAUAUUAUUAUUAGAUAUUGAGUAUAAAUAUCUUAAUGAAGAUGAUGAUUAUGAGAAUCAUAUUGAAGGAUUAUGUGCAUAUUCUAUAGAGUUGAUUACAAUCUUAGUUACAAAACCAGCUCUUUAUAAUUUAAUAAAAUUUGGAACAUUCCCAUUAUUGAAUACUCUUUCAACAUUUUUGACUGCUACUAAAGAAUAAGAGAAAUAAUGGAUUAAAGAUCCUAGUUAUUUUAUAUUGAAUGAUGAAGAAGAAUUACUUUAAAAGAGUGUAAGAACUUUAGCUUUGAAAUUAAUAAAUGAUAUGAUUGAGAAAUAUGGUGAUUAAUUUAUUUAAUAAAUACUUAUUGUAGGAGAAAAAUUAAUACUUAAUAGAGAUGAAAAAGAAUUCAUAGAUUUAGCUCAAUCAAUUAUAUCUAAAUUAAAUUUCUAAGAAUUAAAAGGAUAAUAAUCUAAAGAUUUUGAUCAAGAUAGUGUAAUGUAAUUUAUGAAAGGUUCUAUUAUUACUAUCAAUAAUAAUCAUUAUCUUAAAUCUUUUAUAUAAAAAAGAAAAGAAACUGGUUAUUUAUUAUUGGGUACUUUUUCAGAAGACAUAAUUGUUUUUUAAUAAAAACAUUAAAGUACUUUUGAUAUUAAAAAGUGUAUGUAGAAUAUUCUAUAUGAAUUAGAAAAAUAAAGUAAAAAUUUAAUAAUAUUUAUUAUUAUUAGAUUCACAUAGUUUAUAAGCUAGAGCAAUAUGGAGUACUACAAGAUAUUCAGAUUUAAUUAGUCAUUAAUUCAAAGAAUUAUUUGUACCCCUUUUUGAAUCAGUUAUAGUAUAUUUAAAUUCAAAAUAUCCAAUAACACUUAGAAUCAUUUCAGUUAAAGCAUUAGGAAAGUAAGAAAUAUUAAUAUAUAUUAGUUAUGCUUCAAAAAUUCACAAAUAUAAUAUUCCAUUUGAAUAUAAAUCAGAGUUUAUGGAAUCAAUAUUGUCUGUAUUAUAAGAGGCAACUCAAGAUUAAAUGAUUUCUAUUUUAGAAUCUACAAUCCAUUUAGUUAAAUUCUCACCUACUUUAGCUACAACUUUAGCAAAGAAUGGAUCUAAAGUGUUAUUAUAGUUUUUUAGUGUUUUCUAUUCAGAAUAAUGUGUUAUAAAACCAUUUAAUGAAUUAAUAGUGAGAAUAUGUUAAUGUAAGGAAGCAUACCCUCAUAUUUUUGAAGUAAUUUUAAUUAUUUAUAUAUAAAGGUGUUUUGUCCAUUCAUUUUAGAUUGUUUUUAAGUUUUUUAUGAAGAUGUUCAUAAAAUAUAAGAUAAGAGUAAAAUAAAAUAAAGUGAUAUUUCAUUAAUGAGUGCAAUUAUGAAUAUUACAUCAACAUUUAUCAAAUUUUGUUCAGAUAGUAAAGCAUAAGAUGCAUUUAUUAAUUUAUUACCUUCAAUGGUUAAUUUAAUUUUGAUUAAUGAAGAUCCAUAAUUAUAAGUUCAUACUAGUUAAUGUCUCAAGAAUUUUAUUAUUAUAGAAACAGGUUAAAUUUUGAAGAUGUAAUAUAUAUAUAUAAAUAUAAAUAUAGGAAUUUAGUUUAAGAUGUUAUGAAAGUUAAUUUAAAAUUAUUAGAAGUACCUUAAAAUUCAGCAAAUGAAUCAGCUUCAUUAUUUGCAGGCAAUUUAGUUAUGAUUACAAUUAAUAAUCUUUUAAAUGGAAAUCCAGAUCUGAAUUUAUUAAAAGCAGUUGUGUUUAAAAUAUACAGAUCUAGAAUGCCAUCUACUGUUUAAUCCUUAGUUUUAGUAUAUGCUAGAAUGAUAAUUGAAAAACCAAAAGAAUCAAUAGCAUUUUUAACCUCUUGGAGUAUUGAUAAUAGAAUGGCUCUUAAAGUUUUAAUAGAUAAAUGGUUAUUACAAUAACCUUUAUUUAGAGGAAAGGGAACUAAAAAUGCUACAUUUUCAGCUUUAAUGAAAUUAUUCUUAGUUAAAGAUAAAACUCUAGAAAACUUAUUAGUUAUUGGUUAUAAUCCUAGUCAUCAGAAUAUUAAUAGUGGUAAUAUAUAAUAAAAUAAAAGAUGUAUAUGCACCAUUCAAAAUCUUAUCUUUACUUAUAAGAUGUUUAGAUAAUGAAAUUAUACCUUCAAAAUAAGAAAAUAUUGAUUAAUAAUUAGAAGAUGAUCGUAUGGAAGUUGAUAAUGAUGAUGAUGAUUUUAAUGAUAAAAGAUAUUAAGAUUAAGUUGAUGUAGAUUUAGAAAAAAUUAAAGAUGAUGAAGAUUAAGAUAUUGCUGAUAGAUUUGCUGUAUUUUUUAAGAUAUUUAUUAUUUUAGUUAUUAGAUCCAAAAGAAAAGAAAGAUAAAGGAUUAGCAGAUUUAGAGACAGGAUCAACAUUAUAUAUGAGUGAAUUCUUAGAUUUUAAUUAAGAAGUUGGAGAAGAAUGUGAUGAAACAACUGAAGAAGAUUUAACUUAUUUAAAAGAUCCAUGUUUAAAUAUCAAUCUUGUGGUAAUUAUAUUUAUUAAUAUAUAUUUUAGGAUACUCUUAAAGAGUUUUUCAUAAAUUUAUAAAAAAAUGAUUAAGAAUAUUUCAGGUUUUGUUUACGUCAUUUACUUAAAGAGGAUAUACUCUUAUUAUAGAAGCAUAUUAAACUAAACUUUUGA